Messenger RNA from Dicrocoelium dendriticum, 1528 nucleotides. The record is from the annotation of a GenBank genome assembly. Lineage: Eukaryota; Metazoa; Platyhelminthes; Trematoda; Plagiorchiida; Dicrocoeliidae.
AUGAGCGAAGCGGAUGAUGACUGCGAAUGGGUGUCAGUUGAAGUGGCUCAAGAACCAGCUGCUCGUAUUCUGGGCUUCGCUCCACUCCAACUCUCAGAUGAUAUUUACAACAUCGUGAACGACAACCUUGGUACUUUGGUGAACAAGUUUGGUGAGCGGUUGAUGGAACGGCACAACCUCAAAUUGAAAUCGUAUCAGGUGGAAAAACUGCUAAAUGUGUUCAAACGCAAGUUGCAAGCGCAGCAAGACCACUUGUAUGAUGAAUUCGAUAAGUACCUUGUUGGUGAUGUACUUGCUGUACACCCAAAUGUGGUGCUCGAGGAGGAUCGUUGUCAGUUGGAGUAUUCGGAAACGCGCGAAAAAUUAACGGCAGAACGCAUUGAAACAUACACAAAACGUCUGAUCGCGCUGAACGCAUGUAAAGCACAACUCACCAACAUGUCCAGUGAGCUCACCGUUCUCCUGGAGCUUACUUCAAAGCUCAAACGGUAUUUGACUGAGACUGCACCAGCAUGUUUUGGAGUGGAGUCAGUUAAUGAACUGUGUAAUUUGAUUCGGCGAAGAACGAAAGCUGUCCUACAGAUUUGUCUGGAUUCCAGUGGAACUUCUUGACUCGAACCCUACUCAAGACUUCCAUUUUCUUUGUUCCUGCCCGAAUCCUGUCACUUUUCGGCGUUUUUUGUAUUUUCACAUGACUGUAUAUUUGACCUGUAUGUUAUUUCCAUAUGUGGGUUUUUCUGUCGUUGCGCUUUUAUCACCACCCUCUCUGAGUUAUGCUAUGCCUCUGUCCUACCAGUGGACUUUCAUUCGUCAUUGAUUAGGUUCGUGAAGGUCACGCGUCCUGCUUUUACGUAGCUCCGAUUCAUGAAGAUUUGCCAUUUCGGUCUUACUAUCUCCGUUAUCCUCCAUGCCUAUUUUAUCACAUUGAGGUUUGGCCAAAACCCAUUGAUAUCAUUAGCUUCGGUCUUUAACUGAUGCUCAAGCUUCAGGGCACUGACUCCACUCGUGCGUGUGAUUGGGAUACCAAGUCGGAUGAAACAUUGAAAGGUCCAAAUAGGUUGCUUAGAGUUCAUCGCUGUCAGGCUCAGUUAAGCGGCCACCACGCAUCCGGCGGGGCAUUGGAUUGUCUUUCUAUGGAAAUCCCUAGCAGUGCACAUUCCCUCGAUCUGGUGUGUGAAACUCCAAAUUAUGGCCGCACUUUUGCAAACCUCUUGCUCACUGCAAAUACCGACAGCCGACCGGACUGCGAAAUCAAUAGCGAUAUGGCACAGUCCACUACUUACUUAGCCACCUUAACAUCUGGUACUUACUGUGAUCUACAGACUUUACUUUUGCUUGGAAUCACCGUUUCGUUCACCUCACUGGUCCAAUGAAAUGCCAAUUUCUCGAAUAUUUUGACUCGCAUUCCAGCUUUAGGUUUAUGGAAUCGGUGUUUAAUAAUUAUCGCCUAUCAAUCAGUACCGCCGGUCCUCUAUCAGACUUUCUCCACAUCAACCGCUUUGAGUUUACUAGCUCACUUCGAAGUUGG